UUCUCAACUCUUACGUGACGUGUGUUCAGCAGAUGAAAACACGCAGGAACGUUUCCAAAUGGCCUAAUUUCUUGGACAAGUCGCAACAGGACGAGCAGACUGAUCUCUGGCUGCGUAUCUGCGCGCGCGUGUUUUGACAUUCGUGUUGCUCCACCUCCGCCUACAACAGCUGAAGUCGCAGCUGAAUCGCACUGAGGAAGCGCACAGCAGUCCGUGAGGAGCGAGAGACAGAGCGACAGCUGACGAUGGCGGAGAAUAAGAUGGGCCCGAACCUCCAGGCUGGAGCCGGAAUCUUUGCGAAACGGGUCCAGAAGUCCUUGAAUCGAGCCCAGGAGAAGGUCCUUCAGAAACUGGGCAAAACUAUGGAAACCAAAGAUGAGCAGUUUGAGCUCUGUUCCCAGAACCUCAACAAACAGCAGAUUGACGGAAGCAGGUUGUUUAAAGAUGUCAAAGCCUACUAUGCAGCAGUGAAAGGCAUCCAUGAAACAUCUAAGCGGCUAUCCCAGACACUGAGAGACAUCUAUGAAUCAGACUGGGAUGGAGUGAAAGAUCUCGCUGUUAUAACAGAAAGUGAAGACUUGCUGUGGAACGACUAUGAAGAGAAGAUAAAUGACCAGCUUGUCCGCACCAUGGAGAACUAUACAAGCCAGUUUCCUGAAGUCAAGGAACGAGUUGCCAAGCGGGGACGGAAACUGGUGGACUAUGACUCAGCACGACACCACCUGGAAGCGCUGCAGGGUGCAAAGAAAAAGGAUGAAGCUAAAAUAGCCAAGGCAGAAGAGGAAUUCAACAAAGCUCAGAAUGUCUUUGAAGAAAUAAAUAACGAGCUGCGCGAGGAGCUGCCUGUUCUCUAUCAGAGUCGGAUAGGUUGCUAUGUGACGGUCUUCGAAAACAUUUCCAACCUGAGGGAUGUUUUCUAUAAAGAAAUGAGCGGGUUGAACCGUGAGCUGUACAAUGUGAUGAAGAAACUGGAGACUCAACACUCGGGCAAAGCUUUCAUCAUCAAGGGCCUGAACAGCACAAGCAGCAAGUCAAAGAAGAGAAAAUCCCUGGUUAUAUCCAAUCCCAUACCCUGCAACACCGCUUUCCCAGCUGACCACGUCUCCGUGCAUUCCCAAAACGGCAAAGAUGCUGCACCCUCUUCCCCUGUCCCAAAGACUCAAAGCAUUGCUGAAGAAAGCAUCCCAGCAGAAGAGAGCAGUGUCCCUUCGAAAAGUGUUAGCUCAUCAGAUUCCGAUCUAAGCUCAAGUGGCACCGGCUCACCCAAGAGGCAGUCGCUAUGUGACAAUGACAACAGCGACAGGAGCGACACGAGCAGUCAAAAUCCAGAGGCAGCAGCUGCGUGGGAGCCCGCUGAAAGCCAGGCGGAAGACGGCAAGGAGGGAGAACCAAAGUCAGAGGCAGCAGCAAGCCAGGAGGUCACUGAUCCCUCGGAUUCUGCUGGUGGCGAUGCCCCACAUGAGGAGGCCGAGAGCGAUCCAACAUCAGAGGAAGCCAGUACCAAACCAGCACCAGUUCCAGCCCCUCGUGUAUCCUUCCGCUCCAAUGAAAGCCCCCUCUUACCUGCUAAGGAGCAGGAGGAUUUGGACGAAGGGUUAGAGUCAGGAGAUGAAUCGGGUUCCUCCAGUCCACCAGGCUUCCUCUAUAAGGGGGUGGCACUAGAGAGCCACGCAGCAUCUGAAGAAGGCCUGCUCCAGUUUGAAGAGGGAGACGUCAUCAUGGUUCUUGCUGACACUCAACAGGAGGAAGGUGUGGUGAGGGGGGUCAGGGAGCAGAGCUGGAACGAGCACCAGGAUCUAGAAAAUCACUCCGGGAUCUUCUCGGAAAAACUUAUCCGACCCAUUAAAGAAGAGUGAGGCAAUAGUCACUGCUCGGUCUGUAAUCGGUUUCUUCUUCCAUCAGGCACUUCUGGUGACUCACAUGCACACACACAGCCUCACACACACACACACACACACACACACACACACACACACACACACACACACACACACACUGAGAGGGAGUGAACCCAUAUGUUAUGGGUGCAGAAGUUGUCCAAACAAAUGAGCACAAUUCCCACGUGGUUUCCCUCAUGCUAUGAUGUUGCAACUUGUGGAACAAAAGCGAAUGAGCUGAAGAACAUUUUGUAAAAGACAUUUGGAAAUCUUAAGGCAUUUUCUGUGAAAAAAAUGUUAUUAUCCUGUGUAAUGUUUCCUAAUAAAGUUGUAAGAAAAAAAAAAAAUUGUUGUUCUGAUGUAAGAUUUUGACAAAGUAGGUUUUGUUUGCUGUAUGUUGUAAAUAAAGCAUAAUGUCGCUGCAGGGCCGUUGAUAAACAGCCUGAGCUCAAGGAAAAA
This is a messenger RNA of Oreochromis aureus, 2336 nucleotides long. It is a transcript of the gene bin2b, whose product is annotated as bridging integrator 2b. Gene Ontology annotation, molecular function: protein binding; phospholipid binding. Gene Ontology annotation, biological process: phagocytosis, engulfment; plasma membrane tubulation; podosome assembly. NCBI's taxonomy places the organism in Eukaryota, Metazoa, Chordata, Actinopteri, Cichliformes, Cichlidae. The transcript is spliced from 12 exons. The record is from RefSeq and is a predicted model, not a curated record. Gene Ontology annotation, cellular component: plasma membrane; phagocytic cup; cytoplasm. Bases 246 to 1856 code for a protein of 536 amino acids.